This is a messenger RNA of Nematostella vectensis (starlet sea anemone), 2271 nucleotides long. Its product is annotated as electron transfer flavoprotein-ubiquinone oxidoreductase, mitochondrial. Gene Ontology annotation, molecular function: iron-sulfur cluster binding; electron-transferring-flavoprotein dehydrogenase activity. Gene Ontology annotation, cellular component: mitochondrial inner membrane. The record is from RefSeq and is a predicted model, not a curated record. The transcript is spliced from 14 exons. Gene Ontology annotation, biological process: electron transport chain. Bases 80 to 1909 code for a protein of 609 amino acids. Lineage: Eukaryota; Metazoa; Cnidaria; Anthozoa; Actiniaria; Edwardsiidae.
CUGUCAAAGCGCCGAACUUGAACUUUGCUCUGUGUUCAUUCACACGAAGCGUUGUAAAUGUUGAAUUAUUUCCAGUAAAAUGUGGAGAUCAAAGCUACAGUUCUUACGAAAUGGCAUAGCUGAAGUUACAUACGCAAGGAGGUUAUGUUCUGGUUCAACUCAGCAAUUCCCAAAGAUCACAACACACUACACAAUACAUCCUCGGGAAUCGGAUCCAAGAUGGAAAGAGGUGGACAUGGAGCGCUUUGCAGAUGAGGCGGAUGUCGUGAUUGUCGGAGGAGGCCCAGCAGGGCUGUCUGCUUCAAUCAAGCUGAAGCAACUUGCAGAACAGCAUGGCAAAGAUAUUCGUGUUUGUGUGGUGGAAAAGGCAUCUGAGAUAGGAGGACACACAUUAUCAGGAGCAUGUAUAGAAACCUCAGCACUAGAUGAGCUCAUCCCAGAUUGGAAAGAAAAAGGAGCUCCUCUAAACACACCCGUAAAGCAUGACAGAUUUGCAAUACUGACAGAGAAGCAAAGAAUCCCUAUCCCAAUUCUUAAAAUUCUCCCCAUGUACAACUAUGGUAAUUAUAUAGUCAGACUUGGCAACGUCGUGAGGUGGCUAGGUGAGCAAGCCGAGGCUCUCGGUGUGGAAAUUUAUCCUGGUUAUGCUGCCAGUGAGAUCCUUUAUCAUGAGGAUGGAAGUGUAAAAGGCAUAGCCACUAAUGAUGUUGGGGUGGCAAAGGAUGGAUCCCCUAAGGAUACGUUUGAGCGUGGUAUGGAGCUACAUGCAAAGGUCACUUUGUUCAGUGAGGGUUGCCAUGGUCACCUUGCUAAGGGCCUUUACAAGAGGUUUAAUCUUCGCGAGAAUUGUGAUGACCAAUCAUAUGGGAUCGGCCUGAAAGAGUUGUGGGAAGUUGCACCUGAAAAGCACAAGCCUGGUACUGUUGAACACACUGUGGGAUGGCCACUGGACAAGGACACUUAUGGUGGCUCGUUCAUCUACCACUUGGAAGGCGAGGGGGCGCCUCUCGUGUCGGCAGGCUUUGUAGUGGGGCUGGAUUAUCAAAACCCCUACAUGAGUCCAUUCAAGGAAUUCCAGCGGUUCAAGAACCACCCAGCCAUCCGUCCGACAUUCGAGGGGGGACACAGGAUAUCAUACGGCGCCCGAGCACUGAAUGAAGGAGGCUUCCAGAGUAUCCCCAAGCUUGUGUUUCCCGGUGGUGCACUUAUGGGCUGCAGUCCUGGCUUUAUGAACGUCCCCAAGAUCAAGGGAACGCACAACGCCAUGAAAAGUGCGAUGGUCUGUGCCGAAGCGGCAUUCGAGGCUCUCACUAGCGAGACCAACAAGGAUGGUAGCCAAGGCUUGUUUCUAGAUACGUACGAGGACCGCCUGAAGGAGAGCUGGGUGUGGAAGGAGCUCUACGCCAUGCGUAACAUUCGGCCAUCCUUCCAUAGUAAACUGGGCUUCUACGGAGGCAUGCUCUACACCGGAAUCUUCUACUGCCUCCUCCGCGGCAAGGAGCCAUGGACGCUGCACAACCCCAAACCAGACCACGCGAGCCUGAAACCGGCCAAGGAGUGCACCCCUAUUGAAUACCCCAAACCGGAUGGCGAGGUAUCCUUCGACCUUCUUUCGUCUGUGGCUUUGAGCGGGACGAACCACGAUGGCGACCAGCCACCGCACCUCACCUUAAGGGACGAUACCGUCCCGGUAAAGCGCAACCUGGGCGUAUUCGAUGGACCGGAGCAGAGGUUCUGUCCAGCGGGUGUAUACGAGUAUGUCCCCUUGGAGAAGGGUAACGGGAUGAGACUACAGAUCAAUGCACAGAACUGUGUGCAUUGCAAGACGUGUGACAUCAAAGAUCCGAGUCAGAACAUUAACUGGGUGGUGCCCGAGGGGGGCGGAGGCCCGGCUUACAAUGGCAUGUGAAUUGGCCUUUACAGUCGAAUAACUUUUAAUGUUUUUAAUUUAAGGCUUCGUUUCGGUAAAGCACCUUUCCGUUUUUUUUUCCAUAAGGCCGAUAUGUACAUACAAUGUGCAAAUAAAUCACUUGAUCGGUCAUUGAACGGUGAAUACUGCUGCGAAAGUUUUUUUUUAACUAAGCCGGUUGUUAAUUUUAUCGCAUCUCUCUGGUCUAUUGCGGUGUAUCAUAAAAAAUGUGUAAACGGAUUCAGGAUUGUUUAUAGAUGAAAAAAUGACUUGAGCGUUGGUUAAGUUACGUUUCUCUCUUGACUCGACCUUACGCCCACUUAUAAUGUAUAAAGUAACAGAAAUAAACCAGAAUAUAUUUA